Messenger RNA from Daphnia pulex (common water flea), 1279 nucleotides. It is a transcript of the gene betaggt-II, whose product is annotated as geranylgeranyl transferase type-2 subunit beta-like. The coding region runs from base 219 to 1220 and encodes 333 amino acids. Gene Ontology annotation, cellular component: Rab-protein geranylgeranyltransferase complex. Gene Ontology annotation, biological process: protein geranylgeranylation. The record is from RefSeq and is a predicted model, not a curated record. Gene Ontology annotation, molecular function: Rab geranylgeranyltransferase activity. Lineage: Eukaryota; Metazoa; Arthropoda; Branchiopoda; Diplostraca; Daphniidae. The transcript has 6 exons.
GAAAAAGAUCCGUCUGCUAGCCCCUUAACAGUCAGCUGCUCAUGCUGCUUAACUUACGUCAAAGUGGUCUGUGUGCCUGUGUUUGCAAAAUAAAUUUUUAAUUUCAUUGUUAAGAGUGAAAAUCCACCAAUCCAUAAUUUUUGGAUAGCUUGGAACCUAUUAUCCACUACCCCUUGCUACCCCUUAACCAUUCCCGCGUAACAGAUAUAAUUUCAAUUAUGGCCCUUCUCAUGAACGACAUAGUGCUACCGAAGGAGGCUGAUAUACCUAAUCUGUUGCUGCCAAAGCAUGCAAGUUUCUUGGCAGCAUAUGGAAACAAUAAGGAUGAUUAUGAAUUUUGUAUGACAGAGUACUUGAGAAUGAAUGGAAUCUAUUGGAGUUUAACAGCAAUGGAUUUGAUGGGCAAACUUGGUGAGAUGGACAGAGAUGGUAUUAUUUUAUUUAUAAAGCAAUGCCAGCAUGAAAAUGGAGGUAUAGGAGCUAGUGUAGAUCAUGAUCCUCACCUUCUCUACACUUUGAGUGCUGUUCAGAUUUUGUGCCUGUAUGAUGCACUUGAUGCAAUCGAUUGUGAAAAAAUUGUGAAUUAUGUCAAAAAGUUGCAAAAUGAUGACGGAAGUUUCUGUGGUGAUCAAUGGGGUGAGGUUGAUACAAGGUUCUCUAUGUGUGCAGUUGCAUGCUUGGCUCUUUUGGGAAGGCUGGAUGCUAUUAAUAUUGAUAAUGCAGUAAAUUUUGUAAUCUCAUGUAUGAAUUUUGAUGGAGGGUUUGGAUGCAGACCUGGCUCUGAAAGUCAUUCUGGUCAAGUGUAUUGCUGUGUUGGUAUGCUGUCGAUUACAGGUCAUUUACAUUUGAUCAAAGCUGAUAGCCUUGGCUGGUGGCUAUGUGAACGGCAGUUGCCGAGUGGCGGUUUGAAUGGUCGACCAGAAAAAUUGCCGGAUGUUUGCUACUCUUGGUGGGUAGUUGCGUCUUUGCGGAUUAUUGGGCGAGUUGAUUGGCUUGAUAAGAAUCAGUUGAGAAAAUUUAUUAUGGCCUGUCAAGACGUCGAGACAGGCGGAUUUAGUGAUCGCCCAAAUGACAUGCCCGAUCCAUUUCACACCCUCUUUGGUUUAGCGGGUUUAUCUCUUCUCGGUGAAUCUAGUCUUAAAACUAUUAAUCCUGUAUUCUGUAUGCCACAGCAAGUUAUUUCCCGGCUGAAAAUUCAACCACAGAUGUUGUCGUUAUAGCAACUUUAUGAAUUAUUGCUUUAAUUGUCCUUCAGAAUACAAAAAAGGUUUUUGCAUAA